Molecule: messenger RNA, 4682 nt
Organism: Dendronephthya gigantea
Lineage: Eukaryota; Metazoa; Cnidaria; Anthozoa; Malacalcyonacea; Nephtheidae
Exons: 5
Coding region: 42-4682 (1546 amino acids)
Molecular function (GO): zinc ion binding; nucleic acid binding
Source: RefSeq, a predicted model, not a curated record
AAAGUAAUUUAGAGAGGAUUGUCGCACGGCUACCCAGGUACAUGCAGGCGGAGUGGGCGAAAGAAGCGUUUGCUCUGUUGGAAAAAGGAAAAGUCCCUACCUUCAAGAAUCUAACAAGUUUUGUGACUGUGAAAGCGAAAUUGGCGAGUAGUGCAUUUGGUAAACUGAUCGGUGCAAAGCCUCAAGAUGAUAAAUACCCAAAAUUGAAGAGAAACCCUCACGGGACAUCCUUUGCAGCUGAAGGCAGACUGAACGUUCUGAAGUGUUACCAUUGUGAGAAGAUUGGUCACUCGUUAGAAAAGUGUUUCUCUUUCAGAAAGGAAUCCUUGAAUGCCAGAAAGGACGUGGUACGGAAAGAAAAGCUGUGCAACUUAUGUCUUGGUAAAGGCCAUUUCGAAAGGCAGUGCAGACGGAAAGAAACGUGCAUGGUAGCUGAAUGUGGACAACGACACCACAGCUUAUUGCACCCCGUGCAACAGCUCAAAGAAGACUGGAAACCUCCGGAAGUUGAAGAACAGGUUGACAAGAAUAACAAGCCAGAAUGUGAAACAAAUAAUGGUCAUUGUACUGCUACUGGGGCCGGAAGGCCGAGAGUUCGUUUACGUGUAAUCCCCGUCACGGUUCGUGGUAUAGAUGAAACACACGAAGUUCAAACAUAUGCCUUAUUAGAUGACGGUUCAGAUGUAUCUCUUUGCCACAGCAGUCUUGUUAGACGACUCGGAAUUACUGGUGUUCCAACGACAUUUUCCUUAACCACAGUGAAUGAAGAAGCGAAAGAGAACCGUGGAGAAGAAGUCAGAUUGAUAGUUUCGGAUCUGGACGGCAGUGAGAACGUUGACAUUACGCGGGCAUGGACAGUGAGCAAUCUGCCUAUUUCCAAAAGAUCAAUUCCGACAGCUGGUGAUGUGUCUGGCUGGUCUCAUUUGGAUGGAAUCGUGUUUCCAGAGCUGGAGAAUGAAAACGUCAGCAUAAUCAUUGGUAGCGAUGUUCCAGAAGCCCAUUGGGUUUUGGAACAACGACGUGGUCAACGUAAGGAACCAUAUGCAGUAAGAACUCCUCUGGGUUGGACACUCAUGGGACCAAUUGGAACAGAAACCGAGCAAGGCUUCCAGAUAAAUUUCAUUCGGAAAGAAGAUAACACUCUUCAAGAACAAGUUGAACGAAUGUUUCGUAUGGAUUUUAGUGAGUCUGACUUUCAUUUGGGGAAAGGAAUGUCAUUUGAGGAUCAAAGAGCCUUGAAUAUUAUGGAAAGUUCUGCGAAGAAAGUAAAUGGACAUUAUGAAAUAUCAUUACCGUGGCGUGACGGUUCACCUAGUUUCCCUAACAACAGAAAGAUGGCCGAGAAAAGAUUAAUUUCCUUGCAACGACGUUUGAAGAAAGAUACACAUUUGAAGGAAAAUUAUCGGAACGUCAUUGAAGGCUACCUCGAGAAAGGUUAUGCUGCUAAAGUUCCGGAAGAAAGAAGAACGAGUGAAUGCGAGAGUACGACUGGUAGAGUCUGGUACUUGCCACAUCAUCCAGUGUUCCACGCACAGAAGCCUGAAAAGGUUCGCGUGGUCUUUGAUUGCGCUGCAAGGUUUGGCGAUACCUCAUUGAAUGAUCAAUUAUUACGUGGACCGGAUUUAACCAAUACGCUGAUCGGAGUUCUCAUUCGAUUUCGCCAGGAACCGGUUGCUCUAACCUCGGACGUUGAGGCCAUGUUUCACCAAGUCAGAGUUAACUCGCAGGAUAGUGAAGCUUUACGAUUUCUCUGGUGGCCAGAUGCCGAUCUUUCUAAACCACCGCAAGAUUACUCAAUGCAGGUGCAUUUGUUCGGAGCAACUUCGUCACCUAGUUGUGCGAACUUUAGUCUCCGGAAAACUUCUCAAGACCAUCAAUACGAGUUUGAUAAAGAAACAGUCAACACCGUUGAAAAGAAUUUCUACGUGGAUGAUUGCUUGAAGUCAGUUGCGACUGUUGAAAAGGCUACACGGCUUGCAAGUCAAUUACGUGCAAUGCUCGCGAAAGGUGGCUUCCAUCUUACUAAAUGGGCAAGUAACAGUCGUGAGGUAUUGGCGUCAAUUCCUCCAAGUGAACGAGCGUCCCCGUUGGUUAAUCUCGAUUUUGAGUCGUUUCCAGAGUUGGCGGCGUUAGGCGUCAUUUGGGAUGUCGAAACAGAUACAUUUCGUUUUCGCAUCGUAGAAGGUAACAACGUCAAGACGAGAAGAGCUAUGUUAUCAUUUAUCAGCUCAAUGUAUGACCCUUUUGGAAUUGCAUCACCAUUCAUCCUUCCAGGAAGACAAAUUCUCCAACGUUUGUGUUCAAUCAAUUACGACUGGGAUGAAGAGAUUCCGGAGGAAGAAUUGUCAACUUGGAACAUCUGGCAAAAAUCGUUGGCUCAGCUGUCGACCGUUGCUAUUCCACGGUGUAUCAAGCUCAAUUUGGCAGAGAAACUGAGCGAUGUUCAACUGCAUACCUUUGCCGAUGCUUCCAGACUAGGAUAUGGAGCAGUGUCAUACUUGCGUCUUGUUGAUGUGAACAACCAUCUUAUCAUGUCAUUCCUCGCUGGAAAGUCUCGAGUGACGCCAACGAAGCAAGUUACAAUUCCAAGAUUGGAAUUGACCGCGGCUGUCCUCGCAGUGAAGUUAAGUCAUCAAUUGGAAGAGGAGUUGGAGAUCUCAGUGGAUCGUAUUGUCUUCUGGACCGAUUCCACGAUUGUAUUGCAAUAUCUUAACAACGAAUCUACGCGUUUUCAAACGUUUGUGGCGAACAGAUUGGCAGUAAUUCACGACCUGUCCAAACCAUCACAGUGGAGAUAUGUUGAAACAGCCUUCAACCCUGCUGAUAGUGCAUCUCGUGGUAUUAAUCCAACUGACCUAAGGAAAACACAAGCAUGGCUCGAUGGUCCCGAAUUCUUGCAAUGCGAAGAAGAUAGGUGGCCAAAGAAUCCAGAUGAGAUAAAGCAAAUGCCUGAUGAGCACCUGGAAUGGCGAAGAACUGCCCAGAUUAACGAAAUUACAGCAGAGAAGCGGAUCAACAUGACGGAUAAGCUCUUGGAACGUUAUUCUUCAUGGUAUGCUUUGCAGAAAGGUGUUGCCUGGUUACUAUGUUUCUUAACGUUUCUGCGACAGAAGAAGCACAUUAGGAUACAGCAACAAGCUUUAUCAGGAAGCUUAUUAGUUCGUGAAAUUCGUGCAGCAACAACCAAAAUCGUGAAGUAUGUACAACGACAAUGUUUCCAAGAUGAAAUACGGACUUUAGCGACAACCGUAGCUGACGGACAAAAAUCCUCGAAAGUGGUUACGGAAAAUCUGAUAAUGAAAAGGAGCAGACUGCGAAAGUUAAAUCCAAUCUUGGUUGAAGGAGUACUGCGAGUUGGAGGCCGACUCGAAAGAUCUUCGAUGUCAUUCGACGCUAAGCAUCCGAUGAUCUUGCCCCAACAUCACCAUGUUACCGAACUGAUUAUCCGUGACUCUCAUGUAAGUGAAGGACAUAUAGGACCUACUCAAGUGUUGGCAACCAUCCGCCAGACAUUUUGGAUCAUCCAUGGACCUACCGAGGCAUUAUUACAAGGACAGAGAGUGAAUGAUGAAUGUUUGUUGACGUUUAUGGCAGAAACGGAGAGAAUCCUGAAUGAUCGUCCGUUAACCCGUCAAGAAGAUAAUCCGAAUGACCUUGAACCGUUGACCCCAAACAAACUACUUCUCUUGCGAUCAGAGCAACCACCUCCACUGGGAAGUUGGGUAACCGCAGAUAAGUUCUCUAAACGAUGGAGACAAGCUCAGCAGCUCGCAGAUGCAUUCUGGAAAAGAUGGGUGAAAGAAUAUUUGCCUCUGCUUCAAGAACGACAAAAAUGGCUGACGGAGAAACGAAAUUUACAACCUCAAGAUCUGGUGUUAUUGUUGGACGAGAGAUUGUCGCGAGAACAGUGGCCUCUUGGCAUUGUUGAAGAAGUGUAUCCUGACAAGAAUGGAAGAUCUCAUGAAAUCCUGGAUGAAUUAAGUGCUCUAUUUCCAGAAAAGAAUGUUGAGGUCAUCCAAAGUGCAUUGGCUGCCAGUGGGGGAGAUAAAAGUGUAGCUGCAUCAAGGCUCAUUCAGUGGUCUGGUGUUGAUACUGGGACAACUAGUACUGAUACAUGUACUGUUACAAAUGAAGAUGCACUUGGCAAUGAAGAUGAAACAGAGCUUAUGAGGUCAACAUUUGGUGAACUUGGUGAUGGAAUAACCACUGAUCAUGUAAAGAUGUACAGACGAGAAACUCUGGAUGAGUUUGGUCCCCCACUGCGGAUUUAUGUUAAUCGGAUGAAAGAAGAGUUCACAUCAGAUAUCUUCGCUCUGUACAAGAAACCAAACCCACUUUUUCGUUCAAAACCAAGGUUAUCAGGACUAGAGAAAGAUGAAAACCCCUCAGAUGCACUGAAAACCAUCCUGUUACCCUACUGUGAUGAGGCAGCUGUCCUGGAGGUGCCAUUAAGUGGAGAAACAAGGCACGUGGUUAUUCAACAGAUUAUACACUACAAUGUUAUUGGCAAACGUCGAUGUGAACUGACAGAUCUUGCAACAGGGAUGAAUGAACGGUCUCUUGUGAAUUUUCUGAAGGCACAUAGUGAGAUGAUAAAAGUUGUGUUCCCCAGAGAAUGUGAAUCUGUGAUUGACAAGGAACAGUUAAAAAACAUGAUUGAAUUUGAAAAUGGGAACCACUAA